AUCGAAUGACAUCUUGAUCAUAAUUAAUGCUUCUUGGAAUUGCACUAUUUUUUCUUAUUCAAGCGAUAAAAAAUUUAUUGUACAUUGACAAUUUGUGACGUAUUAAUCACUUGAUUGAUAUCAUUGUUUCGCAAAGUGAAAUCUCUUCGUAAGAAUCAUUAUUAUAUUUUCUCUUUAACAUUCUUAUAUAAUCGGAAAGAUGACAAAUUAGAAAAUGUCCUGUAAUACGUGUGAAACAAAGUUUUCAUUCUUUAGAAAGGAACAUGCUUGUCCUACUUGUGGUUUCUCACAUUGUAGCAAGUGCCUAAAAUAUCAACAUAAUGUACCAAACAAAGCAGUAAAGAAGAUUUGUGGACGUUGUUACAACAAGAAUAUAUCUAUUAAUAAAUUAAGUAACAAUAUGGAAUCUCCAUCUCCUGAUUCUACCAAAGCUCCUUUACCUUCUGUUGACACCGCAAGCAAUUCAGAUUUAUUAAAAAAUCUAGCUAAGCCUCCUAUCGUUAUGUAUACUCAUACGAAUCAUUGGGAUAAAUUUAAAACUGGUAUGGAGCCUGCCGAUCAAGAAAUAGUAGAUCGAUUGAGAAGAUUGAAAGGAGAAGACAAUAAUGUACGAAUUCCUAGCAUAGAAGAGAUCAAGAAAAAGUUGGCGCUGUUAAGAGACGAAGAAUCGGCAGAGAAAAAGAUAAAUAUUCAUCAAGUUGAUAGCAGAACAGAUCAAGAGAAAACUGACGAUUUAAUAAAAGAAUAUCUUGAAAAAAUUAAAUUAUCUUCGAAAAACGAUCCCGAUAAAGAAAUCGAAGCACGACUACGAGCGCUACAGGAUAUUAAUAAUUCUAAAUCUAAUUCUAGUCAAAGUCAUAAUUAUAAUGACUUCGAUGACGAAAGUGAGCAUGCUAUGACGAUGAAGAUUAUUGAAAAAGCAAUAGCUGAAGCAGCUCUCGAACAAAAAUAUGACGAUGUGAGUGAACUUGAGGAAAUGGAAGUAGAGACCAGAACUCCAAGCGAUGACGAAGAUGAGAAACCUUCUUGCGUGAUGUGCGAUCAAACGGGUGAUUUGGUGAAAUGCAGAGGAUGCAAUGGUGAUCUUUACUGUAUAAUAUGUUUCGAAGAUAACCACGAUGAGUUUGAAUUAAAAACUCAUAAAAAAGUGCCUUUUAAGCAUUCCAACAAGAUGAUUCCAGAAUAAAUAUUUUACGAAGUAUUAAUUGCAAAACAUUGAUCCCUUUUUGAUAUUGGGGACGCUUUUGAUAUUCUAUGCACGCUAAAUAUCACUUACUCGUCAUUUUUAAUAACUUUCAUAUUAUUAUAUUAUUUUAAAAUAUAAUAAAUGCUUAAAGAUUAUCUGUCAGCAAGAAAUCAUAUGAUGUGACUUUGGAUGUAAAACACAGUUUUUCAUUAAUAUUUAUAAAAACGGCCAGAGAAGUUAAAUAUAUUUUGAUUUUUAUAAUCAAUUAUUCGCAUAAUUUAAAAACAUGUGCACUUUUAAAUAUAGUAUGUUGUACACAACGCAUAUUACGAACAGUAUGUGUUCGAUAAGUAGGUUCCUUGAGUUUUUACAGAUUAUUUAUAGAAAAAGUUUUAACGUAGAACAAAGACUCCCAAAUGACAAAAAAUGUAUACAUAUAAAACAAAUUAUAAACUUGUGAUAAAUUACACAAUGAUUGUAAUAAGUUAACUUACUAUAAUAAACAUUUUGUGGGUUAUUAAAAAAAAAAAAAAAAAAAAAAGAGACAGAUAAUUAACAUAAUCAUUAAUUUUCAUACAAAUCGAUACGAACUUGGAUAUCUUUGAUCCAUAUAAUAAUAUUAUGUAUUAAUGUAUACAGUAUUGUAGUUGUAUUUCAACAAAAAAGAAGAAAGAAGAAAUCUACUUUGCGAACAA
Messenger RNA from Vespula pensylvanica (western yellowjacket), 1881 nucleotides. RefSeq names its product abscission/NoCut checkpoint regulator. Gene Ontology annotation, cellular component: midbody; cleavage furrow; centrosome. NCBI's taxonomy places the organism in Eukaryota, Metazoa, Arthropoda, Insecta, Hymenoptera, Vespidae. The record is from RefSeq and is a predicted model, not a curated record. Bases 215 to 1186 code for a protein of 323 amino acids. Gene Ontology annotation, biological process: mitotic cytokinesis checkpoint signaling; abscission. The transcript is spliced from 6 exons. Gene Ontology annotation, molecular function: phosphatidylinositol-3-phosphate binding.